CAACGUUCCGCAACACUACUCUCAUCGGCUUGGUUCUGCAGACAGGACUUACUCGCUUUCUUGCGGGAGUGCAAUCAAUCCCCAGCUCGUUUUCGUUUCACGAUGAGUUCCCGACCUCGUUUUGACGCGGCGGCCCAAAAUUCCAACCCAACCUACAAAGCCUCCUUGACUCCUCCAUCGUCGAAGUCCAGCAUGAAAGAAAAGAAGCAAGUUUCCGUACGAGACAGAGACUCUGGCAGUCGGGAAACCACUCCAACAGCAAAGUCUGGCGUCAUGAUUAAAAGUGACACGCAGUUAGCUACGGCUUUCAGAUCCGACCUUAUGAACAUAAAAUCCACUGUCACUUGCUCAAUUUGUGACCAGCUCCUCUACGAACCUUACACCUUGGCCUGCGGUCACACCUACUGCUAUUCUUGCCUUUGCAACUGGUUUGUUCCGAACAAGCACAAGAAGACUUGUCCAGAAUGCCGUGCUCGAGUCAAGCAAAUUCCCACACCAAACUACAUUGUCAAAUCUAUCGUCGAUGUAUUCACGAAGCAAAUCGAGCUAAUGCCCGCUGAUGAGAACCCCGAACAACACGUCCAGCGACGAGCGGAGGAGAUCGCAGAAGUCGAGAAGGACAGACAUAAUCCUGCGGGCCUAUUCAAGGGAACAUUUUCCAGAGGCCCGCGACGCAAGCGAUUGUUCAGAGAUGAAGAAGAUGGCGGUGUUUUGAGAUGCCCUGGUUGCGGCCAUGAACAUGAGGGAGGUCCGGCAUGCGCAAUCUGCGGAGAGGAAAUUGACGAGUACCCUUACGACUUCAGCGACUUUGAUGAGGACGACGCCGAUCUUGAAAUCGAGGACAUCGACAAUCUCGAACUUGACUUGGAUGCCGACGAGAUCAACGCCGAGUUUGCUGACAUGCAUGGCCAUCAUCACUUCAUAGACCUCCCAAAUUUCGGUCCGGCUGCUCCUCAUCUUGGAAAUAUGUACGGCCAUCGCUUCCUCCAUCCUGCAGUGCUCGAGGAAGUUAGCGACCUAUCCAAUUCCGAGGGAAGCGAAAACAUUGAUAGUGAGGAAGACGACAAUUCUCUCGACGGUUUUGUUGUGCAAGAUGAUGAUGAUGAGGAGCCAAUUCGAGUCCCGAACAAUCGUCGUGGUCGUCCCACAGCUACCCAGCAUUUCACAAUUGACCUUACCUCCGACGAUGAAUCCGAUGAAGGUGGUGCAAUCUCUAAUGGUCGCUUACGUCGCCGUCGUGGAAGUCAAAGAUCAACGCCGCCACCCGCAGUUCCUAAUGCACUUAGCAUUUCAGAUGGCAGCGCUCAUGAAUCGGAUUUCGAUGAGACUUUGAGUGAGGCAGAACAACGCUUGCAGAAUGCUGGUUGGAGUCCACUCGACAAUGGUCAUGAUAGCGAGAUUGAAAUUCGUAUGCCUUACGAUCACGACUAUCCCGCUUAUGGCACGUCCGAAGACGACGAGCAUGGAGACGGUGCUAGUGACACCACUAACACCUCAACCAUCGGUGGUAAUGUAAACUAUCACGAACGAGAACGUAGAGAGGAAGAUGAUCUAUCGGAUUCUUCACACUCGGAAACUCCUACAUAUCACGGUGGUAACUAUCCAAGAGAUACAAGCCCUUUCUACCGUGGCAACUAUGCUGGACAGUAUCAGUACCUCGGAGAAGAGGAAGAGGACGACGAAGUCACGAAUGGAUACUCGACUAAUACGAGCGGUGUCAUGGAUCGAGACGGCGAUACUGAAAUGAGCGCUUCUAGCCGAAGCCGCAGCAGCAGCAGUGUCACCCCCAAUCCUUAUGCUACCGCCUACGACGAAGUGUUCUACGCUCGAGAAGGCAGUGAGCCGGUCACCGAGUACGGUGAUGACUACGGUGACGCUCAUGAGUCUGAACCAGAGUACCAUCCAAGAGAAGCUCGCGAUGUUAGUGAGCAACGCACUGAUUACGGCGAAGACCGACAACUGGACAGUGAAAGCGACUAUGGUUACAUGACUCCCGCUCACACCUAUGUUGCGAAUGCAGUUCAUGAACCCGAACCAGAAGCAGAAUCCUCGGAUAGUUCUAUUCGUCCACCAAACCGCCGUCAACCAAGACAACCACGACAGUACUUGGCACCCAGUCGCGAGGGUGUUCAAGUUCACAACUACCACUAUAAUCCAUUUGUCCCCUUGGCCACAGAGUCUCGACAGCGAAUGGAGAGAGGAAGCCGUGCCAAUCCGAUCUGUUUUGACGAUGCCGGCGAUGACUGGGAAGGUGACGUACGAAGCAUCAUUGAACCUUCUUCUCGCACUCGCAGAAUGACUGCUUAUCGGGACAUGCCAACUCGUCGCAUUGACCCGUUGAGAAGCUCUCGAUCUCCUUCGGCUAGCCGUGUCAUGUCUUCUUCCUACAGAAACUCACGUUAUGCCCCUCAGUAUUCACGCAGAGGUUAGAUUUGUUUGGGGCGUUCAUAAGGUAUACUUCAUGAUAGCAUAUUUCGGCGUUGUGAACAUGGGGAGGAGUUACUUGAGCGAGCGGAGGAAUACUUCGACCGAGGAAAUGUAACGGUAUGAGGGUUGUGGAAUUGGCAUGGUCUUCCCACAUAGAGCAUAGAUUGGUAGCUUCCUACCUGCAGCAGUAAUCUCAGGACUUAGUCAUUAAGACGUGCAUAAUGUGAUUUGACAUUGUUACUUGACAGCGUGCUGAAUUGCCAG
Mollisia scopiformis is the source of this 2691-nucleotide messenger RNA. RefSeq lists its product as uncharacterized. NCBI's taxonomy places the organism in Eukaryota, Fungi, Ascomycota, Leotiomycetes, Helotiales, Mollisiaceae. The record is from RefSeq and is a predicted model, not a curated record. Gene Ontology annotation, molecular function: ubiquitin protein ligase activity. The coding region runs from base 103 to 2430 and encodes 775 amino acids. The transcript has 4 exons. Gene Ontology annotation, cellular component: nucleus. Gene Ontology annotation, biological process: proteasome-mediated ubiquitin-dependent protein catabolic process.